Messenger RNA from Klebsormidium nitens, 2133 nucleotides. The record is from the annotation of a GenBank genome assembly. Lineage: Eukaryota; Viridiplantae; Streptophyta; Klebsormidiophyceae; Klebsormidiales; Klebsormidiaceae.
AAGUUAGUCAAGUAACCAUCAAUUGGCAUCGUGCGAUACAUUCAGCUCACGAGUGCUUGUCUGCCGUCCGUUCUGAAAUGCACCCGCGAGUGCAUACGCCCACCUUGACAGCGAGAAAGAGAGCACACCCCCUCAGCUGGGCCCGAGCGGUGAUUGUGUGAUCUGUUGUAGCGUCGAAGCAGCUCUAACCUGUCUUCGUUCGUUGCAAGAGAUCAUUUGCCAAGCAGCCAUGGCGAAUCCAGGCGCCUUGCAGCUGGCGGACUGCGUGAGUUGGUCGCAAAAGUAUCCCAACUCUACCAGCGUGUGUUUGAACAAGUUUCACGAGUUCACUGCGUUCUCGCUGGGCUACAUCUGCUCCCUUGCAGCAGUUCCUUUCGGGAGGGGAAGCAGGGGUGCCGCAUUUACUAACAGGCAGAAAAUUGCCCAGGCGUCAUGGCUCAUGAUAGUGAUCGCGCUUUUCUUGGGGUUGAUGAGGCGGCGGGCGUUUCGAUACACGCAGAAGUCCACGGCGCAGAUUCUCUGGGAGCCUCUGGCAUUCUUCGCAAAGCUGCUCGCCAUUGCAUUCGCACCUCUCUUUGGCAUCCUUGUGGGGGACAUUGACCCGAACAGCAACCUGCUGGAAGUGUUGGUUUGGAUUCUACCGGGCCUCUUGUUCCACCGCUACAGUCCUGAGAUUAUCGAGGACAACUCCCUAACGGGGAUGCUCAUCAACACAGUCACCUAUGUUCCAGGACUGCUUACAGCAGCAUUCAGUCUUUGGUCGGCGGGUGACUUCUCACUCCUGGCCCCUGAGGAGGUGUGGACAACCAGACACUACUUGCACGAUCAUAGCGCCAGCCUGGCGAUCCGUGUUCUGGCUUCCAUGACGAUUGCUGUGGCGUUCCUUAGGCAGACUUUUGGUGCUUACACCAACCUUGUCUUGGCCACUAAGCGGCAGCAGCUAGAUUAUGACCUGGGUCGAGUGAAUAAGAACAGGCGCCUCAGGAAAGAUAGGAGGAAGCGGCAGGAAGAACGCGACAGAAUAAUGCAGACCCUUUACAACACGAACGGGCUUCCCCGUCUCAGUGUAGACUUGGAUUGGCAUUCCUUCAAGAACCAUGUGGUUCUAGCUACUGUAGAGGCCUUGACGUUUAUACCCAUCGGCGUGUUUGUUAUCUGGACAACAACCUUUGUGAGAGGAGUCAGCUCUUGCUCGCUGAAGGACUCGCAGGCAGCCCCUCCUAGCUUCUUCACAUGCCAAGCACUAGCAUGUAACACACGGGACUUCAGCUGUGACCGCAUUGCACAGGAUACUCCCACUCUGCUGGAGAAGGAGUUUUGCGACUCGCCAUCUUUCAAUGUAGCCAUCUUCACGGGGUAUCUGACUGUCGCAUUCACAGCGGCAUCCUUCCUGUGGCUCUUUGUCCAAGCUUGGGCAGUCUAUCAGAAUCACACUGACGAGAGCCGGCCUGCUUGCAACAAGAGGCUGCCAGAGGAAGUCAGGGGAGAGUUUGUCAACCAGGUUCAGCAUCUUCUGGGGACGUUCCACUCCAGGAGAAGCAUGGGGGCUCACUUCUUCGUGCCGUUCCUUAUAUUGAGUAUCUGGUGGCCCCCGAGGUCGCUGAGAACAGGCGCGAACCACGUUGCAGAUUUGGAAAAUCCAGAUACUUCGGAUGCCACGGACGCGGAUUCUGAGGUUGAACACUCUGACGGAGAGGAUCUGGUAGAAGUCGAGAUGCAGGAAACGAACACGAGUGGAAAGUAGGAGCAAGGGGGCCUAAGUAGUGGGUGAUAUAGUGAUAGACCUAGGGGACUUUAGUGCUACAAACCUACUUUUCUACGGUGUCGGAUAAUGUUUUAGUAGGUGUUUGGCAAUGUGGAACGAGUAGUUCAUGCAUGAUUGUAACAUGCCAUGCAUUGCGUGGGGUUAUAUUUAUGGGCGGCCAGUUAGCGAGCCCAUACUUUCACUUCGUACUAAGCUUCGUCAUAAUCGUAGUAUAGUUAGUAUUGCUAGCUGGCAGAUUGACGUGACGUGUUUAUGGAAGUUGGUACACGUACACUAGUGUCUGAGUCCAUGCACUGCCACCUGGGAUGCAAUCAUUCAGACCGACCAGAUGCCACAUGUAAUGAUCAUGAAGGACAUCCAACUAGGGC